CCGUUCCAGUGAUCGGUGGUUUCGUUGCGCUCGCGAUCUCGAAACAGAACUACGCUACGUGCCGCGGUUGAGGUUAGGUUCGUUGUUUGUCGGAAAAGCAAGGGCGAAUCAUGCGGUGCCCGUUCGAACUGGUGCUGUUACUGGCAAUCGUUGUGCCCAGUGCUCGGUUGGCUCCGCAGCGAAGCAUCGAUUUUCUGUUGGGUGAUGAGGAACUGCAAGCAGUUGUGAAACCGAUAGCGAGCCAGCCCGAAGUGCCUCCCAUCACCGAGCAGUUUGAUGGCGACCGACAGGAAAAGGAACUGGCCGUGGUUCAAGCCACGGUUGAUCCCAUCGAAAAUGAACAACAAACGGAAGACUCCGCAAGCGAUGUGACGGAUGAAGCGUUGGACGAGGAAUCGGUAACCGACGAACCACAGCGAGAAGAGCCCUCGGAACAACCUGCCGUGGACGCGAAGGACAUUGCACCCACCUCAACCCCCGUUGUGACCACAUCCUCGCCAGCUGCUGCGACAACCGUUUUGGAUUCUUCUACGACUCCCAGUGAUUCCGAAGAGAACCGAGAUUCCGCCGAGGAACAGUUAACAACAAAUCCCAUCGUGGUGCAGGACACCGAAGAACAGAACUCGACCGAAUCCAGCGAGGAUUCUAAUCAACUGGCCCAGGAUGUCAACACCUUCAUUCAGGAUCUCGCAAACGAAGUGAGAGCUGGCAAGGAAGGUCAGCAACCGCAGCACACGAACGGUCCGGAGUAUUUGACGGAACGAAGUGAGGAGACGACUUCCCUACAGCCUAAGGCUGGUGUUCCGCUGUACCCUACCAUAGCACCGAAUGUGCCGGACCGUCAGGGAGAUGGCCCAAAAUCGCUGGAGAGCAGCGAAGAGGCCAAUGAACAGGAGCAACUGAAAGUGGAUCCCAACAACGACCAACAAAGGUCCAGCGGACCUUCGCUAACCGAGGAUCAGUUUCGCUCUCUGAUCGAAAAGCUGCGCUGGUACGAUCAGCCACGGUUUGCAGAGUUUGAUCAAUGGCAACAUCACCAGUUUCCUCAACGGUCCAGCUGGCAGCAGCAGCAGCAGCGGGACGAACGACAGCAGCACUAUCAAAGCCACGGCUCCGAAAGUUUUCACGGUCACGGAUUUCACCGGACCGCUUGGCAUUGACGCACGAAAGUCGCUAUGCUUUCUAUAAAACCGACCGUACAAGAGGCCCAACACUUCAGGUUGUACUUAACGACAUUAGUAUAAAGUGCAUCAGACCUGAUGCAUACUAGAGAAUGGACGGAUAACGGCGGAAAACUGUGAUUGUUGUUAGAAGAAGGGUGACGCAUUCGUCACCGAUAAUAAAUUAAUAUACGAUGAUUAACUACUGGAGUUGUAGAGGGUCCCAUUAGCGCACAGAAACUGGCACACGAUGACUAGCAGCAGCCGAGGUCUACCAUAUUUACAUCCCACGACGUGGAACUGGUUCUAGCGAUAUCGGAAAUAUGGGUUAGUCAGCGCUGUUCCGGUUUACUACGCAUUAAAUGGCGCAACACGAGCAAACGGGCGAGAAUGUUUUGGCCGAUGAAUUGGCUACGCAUGGUUGAGGCUAAGGAAUGGCAAAGAAUUAGCGGCGUUAAUUGGAAUUAUUUAAAAAUAUAGAGCAAGAAAGCAAUGAACAAUCUAAACUGAUGUAAACAAUGCAAUGAUAAUGAAUAUAUGAUGCAGACAGUGAUUGUAAAUAUUUUUUUCCCAACUCGGUCUUUGUCGAACAUGCUACUGAAUCAAAACCAAUUAAAUCAGAAGGAUUCUUGUUUGUGGCCUUGGUGUGGGCGCAAUGUCGCACACACAUAGCUAAUAUUUGAGGGCCAUUGUUUGUAUGAUGAGUAUGCGAAUCUUCUCACGAUCCAUAUUUUAAAAACAAUAUAAAACCUUCCUCUUGAACGUUGGAGAAAGUUAGUUUUAAUAUUUGUUACCAUGCAUUUGAAAUUUUUUCUCGUAAUCCCAUAUCAUCCUUAAUUAAAAUUUGCUGUUUGUUGUAAA
This is a messenger RNA of Anopheles bellator, 2021 nucleotides long. RefSeq lists its product as uncharacterized. Lineage: Eukaryota; Metazoa; Arthropoda; Insecta; Diptera; Culicidae. Bases 111 to 1160 code for a protein of 349 amino acids. The transcript is spliced from 2 exons. The record is from RefSeq and is a predicted model, not a curated record.